UGGUGAUAAGAUUAGAUACUGACUUUCGAGGCAGAUCGCACAAAAUUCCACUUCAGAUGCUAUUCAGUGCUGGUAGCGUUCAUUCAAAAUGAUUUUCAGGCUGUUCAUCUCCGUUGUGUUGCUUCUCCUCCCAUUCGUGGCUGGGGAAAGUCCCGUUUCUAAGAAAAGUUGGGAGCAGCUGACGAAUGAGUGCAAGGAUGCGGAGAAAGUAAGAGGCGAAGCAUUGCAGGUGGUGACGGCGAAAUACAAUGAAUCCGAGAGCAUGGUGCCAUUCAUGAGGACAUUGAAAGCUUUCAACACAAUGAUGACCGACACGCGCAAAUUGAUGGAGGAUGUUCGAUAUCUUCUCAGUGACGAUCUUGAAAAGCUACAGUAUCCGAAUGAUCCAUUGGUGGUCAUUGGCACCAUGGAGCUGCUGGCUAACGAAACAGAAAGUUUGGAAACGAGACUGACCUGGGGGGCCAAAGACGUCCCCGCGGAGGCUCUCGAAGACAACGACUUUUGGAUUCUUUUGGCUGCCUUCCAAAGCAGCGGUGAGAAACUCAAAAAUAUGGGAACGCCCCUUCAUGAUACUCGUUCACUAUUACCAUUAUCUCGAAGUGAUCACCGCUCCAGACAUAAGACCGAUCAGGCAAGCCAAACUAGAAACAGCCUAGCUAGAAUGUUCAUCCUCCGGCUGGAGCUUCAAGUACUGAUAGCCAAAGAUUCUCUAAUACGUGCUUUCACGGAAGCACGCGAGAGAGAACAGGCGGCGAGAGAAAACAGUAUUUAAUUUAAAUACAUGAUCUGGUCUUAUAUUACGUUAAAAAACGAAAAUUCUGAGAAAUAAACUCCUACAACUCAAAUAAGUGCCCUUUGAAAGUUCGCAAUUUAUUGACACCCAUUAAAAAGCAAUUCUACUGA
Messenger RNA from Bemisia tabaci, 903 nucleotides. RefSeq lists its product as uncharacterized. NCBI's taxonomy places the organism in Eukaryota, Metazoa, Arthropoda, Insecta, Hemiptera, Aleyrodidae. The record is from RefSeq and is a predicted model, not a curated record.